Messenger RNA from Lolium rigidum, 861 nucleotides. RefSeq names its product secretory carrier-associated membrane protein 4-like. Gene Ontology annotation, cellular component: trans-Golgi network membrane; recycling endosome membrane. The record is from RefSeq and is a predicted model, not a curated record. The transcript is spliced from 12 exons. Bases 1 to 861 code for a protein of 286 amino acids. Gene Ontology annotation, biological process: protein transport. Lineage: Eukaryota; Viridiplantae; Streptophyta; Magnoliopsida; Poales; Poaceae.
AUGGCGGGGAAGUGGAGGCAGGACAACCCGUUCGAGGAGGUCGAGAUCGAGGUCAACCCUUUCUCGGUACGUUCCAGAGCUUCCUCUUGCCGCAUAACCCCACUCCCUCCGGAACCAGUUAAUUUCUACAAUGACAUUGGCGCACCAGUAAAUAUGCCUCUUGAUACCAAAAAGGACCUGAAGAAAAAAGAGAAAGAACUUUUGGCUAAAGAGGCUGAGCUGAACAAGAGAGAGCAGGAGAUAAAACGAAGGGAAGAAGCUCUUGAAAGAGCCGGAGUUCGCAUAGAGCCUAAAAAUUGGCCACCAUUCUUCCCCCUCAUUCAUGUGGAUAUUUCAAACGACAUACCUGUGCACUUGCAGCGAGUGCAAUAUGUUGCAUUUGCAUCGCUCCUAGGUUUGAUUAUAUGCCUCUUCUGGAACUUCAUAUGUGUUACUGCUGUCUGGAUUAUAGGCGACGGCCCUAAGAUCUGGUUCCUGGCAAUCAUAUAUUUCGUUACUGGAGUUCCAGGUGCCUAUUAUUGUUGGUACCGACCUCUAUAUCGUGCGAUGAGGAAAGAGAGUGCGUUCAGAUACGGAUGGUUCUUCAUGUUCUAUUUUUUUCACAUUUGUUUUUGUGUAUUUGCAUCUGUUGCGCCGUCAAUUCUGUUUGUGGGACGUUCACUGGCAGGAAUUUUUCAAGCACUCAGCGUAAUAACGUACAGCGCUACGGUUGGGAUAUUCUACUUCAUUGGUUUCACCUUGUUUGUCCUGGAAGCGUUGCUGAGCAUAUGGGUCAUGCAGAAAGUAUACUGGUAUUUCCGCGGAAGCGGGAAGGAGGCGGAGAUGAGGCCUGAUGCGGCAUCGCGCCGUCCACCCUUUUGA